AUGCAUCCUUUAUGCAGCUGGACCCAUUGAUUGCUGGGGGCUGUAGCCUCCCUCAGGAGGAGUUAGCCGGACAGGGAGGAGCCUGGCGCUGAGGCUGAGAGGGAGGAGGCAGAAGAGGGAGUCUCCGAGGUUGCGGCCACCCUCCCAGGACACAUCUGUCUGCCUGCCCAGCUCAGGUCUGUCUUCCCAAGCUUUGGUCUCCACCUUGUGAGGCUCCUCCACCAGAAGCAUCCACUCCUGCGCUGAUUUCAGAAAUCCCUUGUGGCUGUUCCUCAACGUCCUUCCUCUUCUACCACAAACUGUCUCUGGGACUCGGGCCCUGAUUCAUUUGCAGCUUGGAUGGAGCCCCAGCAUCUGUGGUGGGCUGGCCAGGGCACAGGACUGACAGAGAUGGACUGAGCAGGCAGGCCUGUGCAGGCUCCAGGUCUAGCCCCACCAGCAGGGACCCUUAGGGAGAAACAGCCACUACUGGUUCCAAUGCCCCAGCAGCAGCCCAUCCUUCUCAGUGGUGUGGAGCUGGUGGGAUGCUGGGCCCCCCUUAACCCCGUCCACAUCCAUUCUGUCUGUGCUCCGCUGCAGAACCCACCUAUCCAUUUCCUGAGUGCUGGGUGGACACAGAGAGCCUGUAUCACCUGUAAUGGUACUCAGAAGUCCUGGGACUUCAUGAAGACACAUGACAGUGUGACUAUUCUCAUGUUCAACUCUUCCCAGAAAAGCCUGGUGUUGGUGAAGCAGUUCCGGCCAGCUGUGUAUGCAAACGAGGUAGAGCACCAGUUUCCGGGGUCUCUGGCAGCUGUGGAUCAGGACCAGCCCCAAGAGCUACAGCCAGCAUUGCCUGGUUCGGUGGGGGUAAUGGUUGAACUCUGUGCCGGCAUCGUGGACCAGCCUGGGCUCUCGUUGGAAGAAGUAGCCUGCAAGGAGGCUUGGGAAGAAUGUGGUUACCACUUGGUCCCCUCCGAUCUACGCCGGGUUGCCACAUACAGAUCUGGAGUAGGACUCUCUGGAUCCAGGCAGACCAUGUUCUAUGCAGAGGUAACGGAUGCCCAGCGAAGCGGGCCUGGUGGUGGCCUACAGGAAGAGGGUGAGCUCAUCGAGGUGUUGCACCUGACUCUGGAUGAUGCCCAGGCCUUUGCAGACAAUCCCAACAUCCCCAAGACCCUUGGCGUGAUCUUUGCUAUCUCCUGGUUCUUUACCCAGGUGGCUCCCCACUUGGGUCUCCAGUAAGACUGGGGCUGGACAGACCAAUCCUGGCUAUGUGUUCUCCUACCCUACAGACUCAAUAAAGCUUUAUAGCUUUCACCAAUUGCCA
Nannospalax galili (Upper Galilee mountains blind mole rat) is the source of this 1309-nucleotide messenger RNA. It is a transcript of the gene Nudt14, whose product is annotated as nudix hydrolase 14. The record is from RefSeq and is a predicted model, not a curated record. Bases 478 to 1224 code for a protein of 248 amino acids. Lineage: Eukaryota; Metazoa; Chordata; Mammalia; Rodentia; Spalacidae. The transcript has 6 exons. Gene Ontology annotation, molecular function: UDP-sugar diphosphatase activity; metal ion binding. Gene Ontology annotation, biological process: ribose phosphate metabolic process; nucleoside phosphate metabolic process.